GUUACCAUUCAUUCACAAGAGAGCGAAAGGGAAAAAACUUUCAGCUUGCAGGGUACCUAACAUUACUUGUUCAGCAGAUCGUGGAGCAGUGUAAAAAGGCAAGCCAAACCUCAGGAACCAUAUUUUCAUUGGCUAUAAUCCUCCAAGAGACUUUUACUCUCAUCUUCAGAAAAAAAAAUACUUACUGGAUUAUUUCUGUUACAGCAUGCCUGGAAGAAAACAUCAGUGCUGCAGAUCAAAUUCCAAAUAAAUGUGGUGUUAGUAAAACAUACACACAAAGUUUCUGGCAAAGUCAGCCAGCUCUCUGACUGUAACAGACACAAGCUGAACAAUUUUCUUAACUGUUUUUUUGUUUAAUAUAUCUUGUUUUUAUUCUAAAAUCAUGAGCUUCAGUGUUGGGGUCUGGCUGACACUAGUAUGGACUGGAGAAAUCUUUGUGGUCCAUGCACAGAGGGAGACAUCAGAAAGUAGCCCAUGGAGGCAGAGAAUUCAGUGGGAAAACAAUGGACGAAUUUACAGCCUUCUGAACACAGGAUCAGAGUACAUUCCAGCUAGACAAUCCAGAAUAAAUACAAACCCAACAGUUUUGCUUGAGGAUUCUGCAAGAAAUGAGGGGCAGAGAGGCAGUGGAAACACCAGGAGGCAAGCCCCUUCUAUACCUGCUAGGGGAAACUCUGAAACAAUACGGGGUCAGACACGUCACCCAUUUGGCUUUGGCUUGGUACCAGAUAACUGGAGACAGGGGACAACUGGAGAUGUACCAAACACACGCUUCAGACCAGCCACAUCCAGUAGACAAAGCCAGUUUUCAAGUGCUUCCUCCACUUUUCCACAGCCACCUUUUGGACAGCCACCUUUUCCACAGAAUCCCCAAGCCCCGCCUGUUUAUCCUUAUGAUCCUUAUGACUACCAACCCCAAAGAGGUUAUGAAGAAGGGCAGCCACCAUUCUUUCAAAGUUCGGUGGGCACUGGUGGUGGUAGUUAUCAGUCACGGACAAGGUAUAAUAGCUUUGGUGAUGAAACAUUUCCCAAUAGACCCUCAGGCAAUUAUCCAUUUAUGGAGAGACAAUAUGUUCCAGCACCACAACAGCCACCAGCACAGGAUGCACUGGAUCGGAGGUACACUCACAGUCUUUUUAAUGAUGUCAGAGAUCAGGCACGUCUUGAUACAGAAGUGUCCCAGCACCGCCCUGGACUGGGUGAAGGAAACCCUUCACUGGGCACAGUUGCAGUUGCUCCAGACUUACCAGUGGGCACUGGGACAGGAAUGGGGACCGGCACAGCAUUCCAGCCUCAGCCACCUUUUAGAUAUGUGCCAGCAGAGCCCUAUGUUCCAUCUCGACCGGUAGAACCUUAUAUGCCCUUUCCUGGUCAGGAAGUGUACCCUGCUCCAAGAAGGGGCGCAUUUUUCCCACCAAGCAAUUCUGACCCCAAUAUGGCAACAACAGAAGAGCAGCCACCUCAACAGCCACGAGUUAAUGUAGGCAGUGUGUACAGAGCAAAUCAGUAUGGACGAGACCUUCCUGAUUUAGUACCAGACCCCAGUUAUGUCCAGGCCUCUGUUUACGUCCAGAGGGCCCAUCUUUACUCUCUUCGUUGUGCUGCAGAGGAGAAGUGUCUUGCAAGCACCGCUUAUGCUACAGACACUACGGAUUAUGAUAUCAGGGUACUGCUGAGGUUUCCGCAGAGAGUAAAGAAUCAAGGAGCUGCCGACUUCUUGCCAAACCGUCCUCGUCAGUCAUGGGAGUGGCACAGCUGUCACCAGCACUAUCACAGCAUGGAUGAAUUUAGCCAUUAUGAUCUACUAGAUGCUUCAUCUGGAAGGAAGGUUGCAGAAGGCCAUAAGGCCAGCUUCUGUCUAGAAGAUACAACAUGUGACUUUGGUCAUCUCAAAAGAUAUGCCUGCACAUCUCAUACUCAGGGACUGAGUCCAGGUUGUUAUGAUACAUAUAAUGCUGAUAUUGACUGCCAGUGGAUUGAUAUUACAGAUGUGCCACCUGGAAACUACAUUCUUAAGAUUCAAGUGAAUCCAAAAUAUGGUGUUCUAGAAUCUGACUUCACAAACAAUAUAGUGAAAUGCAACAUUCACUACACAGGACGCUUUGUGACCACAACCAAUUGCCGGAUUUCUCAUUUCUAACAGAUACCGAAGAAGGGGCACCUUGUCCUUAACAGCACACAGAAGAAUGGGAACAUUAAACAGAAACAAAUAUUUGGUUACUUGAAAUGUAUCUGCCCAUAAUGACUGGGCAGAUAUCUGGAAAUUAAUCCAAAAUUCAGAUAAUAAAUACAAUUUUGUAAAAAUACUGCUAAUCUACCUUCAGCAUAUUAUUACACCUUCAAUAUGCAUUACUGUAUAUGUUUUUUUUUUAUUUUAUUAACUCUGUGAGGAAUUUAGAAUGCUAUAUGUAGACAUUUCCAGAAUAUUCUCUAAAAGGAAUACUAAACCAUUAUUAAGUCUUUAUCACUAUCAGG
Molecule: messenger RNA, 2475 nt
Organism: Protopterus annectens (West African lungfish)
Lineage: Eukaryota; Metazoa; Chordata; Ceratodontiformes; Protopteridae
Gene: LOXL1
Product: lysyl oxidase like 1
Exons: 7
Coding region: 383-2140 (585 amino acids)
Biological process (GO): peptidyl-lysine oxidation
Molecular function (GO): copper ion binding; protein-lysine 6-oxidase activity
Source: RefSeq, a predicted model, not a curated record